This is a messenger RNA of Mollisia scopiformis, 3400 nucleotides long. RefSeq lists its product as uncharacterized. The coding region runs from base 274 to 3132 and encodes 952 amino acids. The record is from RefSeq and is a predicted model, not a curated record. Lineage: Eukaryota; Fungi; Ascomycota; Leotiomycetes; Helotiales; Mollisiaceae. The transcript is spliced from 5 exons.
CUACGUACAAUUGAUUGUUUCUUCAACGAGCCUCUAGAAGAGGGAUGACUCCGAGUUGUGGUUUGCUACAGUCACGUGCGCGCCAAUCGGAAGUCCACUAGCGUUGAAGCAUCUUUUCUUGACAAUCGCGAUCGCGACGCUCCGUGAUUCACGACCAUGUCAUAUUGCGCCUCGCAAAGAGUCUGAUCUCUUUCCCCUCUACGAUAUGCGAACACUUCCUUGAAGAAUCUUACGAGUCUUCUCCGCGUGGGAAACAGGAGCGCGAGAGUUGUCAUGGCGGCGUCCACCAUCACCCCAGCUCAGGCAGAGCUUAUAAGCUCUCUAUCUCAGGAUGAGAUCCCUAUCAAGCUUCGUUGCGCAAUCUGCAGCAGACUCGCAGUCAAUGCAUUUAGGUUGCCUUGCUGUGAUCAGGCAAUAUGCGAGCACUGCCACUCAGAGUUAUCAUCUACAUGCGCGGUUUGCGAACAUACCCCGAUUUCUGCAGAAGACUGCAAACCGAAUAAGUCACUUCGAACCACCAUCAAGGUCUUCCUACGGACGGAGGAGAAGAAACGAGAAGCUCUACGGUUGAAGGAAGAGAAGAACACACCACCCGAUACCCCUAUUACUGUCGAACCAACUCCUGCCGGACCAGUUGCUCCUGUUGAAGAGCCCGCGCCCGCGAAUGACAUUACAAAUAUUGCAGAAGAGAAGGACGAGAAGGUUGAUAUAGUAACGGAACCAUCUGACCCACCUUUGCCAACUACCUUGGACCCAGAGCAAGCAGCACAGGCUGAGCAGGAUAUUCCACAGCCAUCAAUUGAAGAGAUUGCGCCUGGCCAAGAGUCUACAGGUGAAUUAGAUACUGACACGGCCGAGGUCACACAGAAUGGCGAGGAAAGCAUAGAGAAAGAUAUCAACGGACACUCAGCCGUGCCUCAAACACCAGGAUUUGGUGCUGGCUUUGGCUUCGAUCCCAGUGCCGCUGGUGGUUUCCCUGGCAUGGGAUUUGGAGGCGACUUCAAUCAAAUGCAAAUGAUGAUGGCCAUGCAAAACGGCAUGGGAGGUGGAGGUGGCUUCGGGAACUUUCCUAUGAUGGGAAUGCCGGGGAUGGAUCCGAUGGCAAUGCAGAACAUGUUCUUGAACGGUGGUUUUGGAGCAGGCAUGAACGGCAUGAAUAUGGGGAUGGGAAUAGGGUUCGAGGGAGGUGUUGGUGCAGGCUUCAAUAAUGGUUGGAACGGACAAUCAUGGAAUGUCGGAGAUAAUUUCAAUCCAAAUGCAGCCAGCAUGGCUCACGGUCACGGUGAUUAUGGCGCAAAUAACUCUGGAUACGCCUCUCACACUGCAGGAUUUAACCAAGGUAAUUAUGGUCGUGGAAACCACUACAAUGAUUACCAGAACAACUACGGAUCCCAAGGAUUUCGUGGCCGAGGUCGAGGCCGAGGUGGCCAUGGACGUGGUGGCUAUUAUGGUCCCAAUGAAGCAUUCUCACACCAGAUUCCACAGCAGUACGGAAAUCAACAAUCGAAUGGGCCCAUAAGUGAAACUGGAUCAAUCCCUAAAGGGCCCAAGACUGAAUCCGAACCUGCUCCAAAUGUCGACGAGUUUGGUAGAGAGCUGCGCCCUGACACCAAGGAAGAUACGCCAAAAGUAGUGGAUGACGAAAGCGCUGUCAAGCCACAGGAACGCAGCGAUAAUCCCGUGGCCGAAUUGACUACAGAUGCUGUACCUCAGGAACCGGAAAGUUUACAGGAUAGCAAUGCUCCUAUGCCAAUCCAGACUUUGGAUGACGUUGAUACGGAGUACAAUGUAGACAACUAUGGAGCUGGCGGCUAUGGUCAAAGUCAUCUUCGAGGAGCACGUGGUGGUAGCUAUUCUGCCAUGCAGCCCCCCGUGAAGCCUCUUGAUGUUCCUAUCAAUGCUCCUACAGGUCCCAAAGCCAUGAGAGAAGGCCUUCCCAAUACAAGCAUUUACAAUAUGCGAGGACGAGGCUACAUUCCUGGAGGCGUUAGUUCAAGGCCAAGUGGCAGUGCUAGCGUCAGUGUUGCCCCAGAUGUCUCUGAAAAGGGAGACGAGCGAGAGCACAGUAGAUCACCCUCAAGAGGCCCGGAUAGGUCUAAAGAAAGAUCAAGAUCUAGGUCACGUAACCGACAGAGGAGCAGAAGCCGAGAUCGACAUCAUCGAAGGCAUAGACAUCGGUCUGCAUCACUUACCGAAGAUGACAAGGAGACGGAGAGGCGGAGGGAGCGGAGACGAGAGAAGGAGAGAGAACGUCAUCGCCGCCACGAAGAAGAAACUGUUGAUGAUGGUCCAGGAGAGAGGGUUGAGACAGACGACGUGCCUGAAAAUGAAAAAUCUCGUUCCGCUUCCCCAUCCGGAUCAAGACGCUCAGGUCACGUAAGUCGUAGAGAAAAGGAUAAGUAUCGAGAGCGAGACAGAGAUUCUGACAAAGAUCGCAAAUCUUCCCACAGACACCGCUCACGCCGCUCACAUCGUGACGAUCGUGAGAGGUCAAGAAGCCGCGACAGGGAGCGGGACUCGCACAGACGCCGCAGCCGCCAUUAUUCCGAAGAGCCUCAACCUGAACCGAAAGCCGAGCCAAGUGUGGCGGAAUCACCUGUCGAGGCGGAGGAGAUCUUCCGUAAACCUUCAAUCAUCGAAAUUAAAGGUGCCUCAGAACGUCGCAAGCACACCCUCGACGAUAUCAAAAUUCCCACCGGUCCUCGAUCAGACCGAAUCCCAAGUUCUACCUCUUCACGUGACUUCAAGGAGAAACGCUCUCAUGACGAUCGUCCUUCUAGGCAUGAGUCUUCCCGUUCAGGCCGCAAUAAAGAUAGACAGCGUGAUCGUGGCUAUGAUCGUGAGAAGGAGCGAGAGAAGGAGAAAGAUCGAUCUGUCCCUUCUACUCCAGCCAAGGAUCCUCACGAGCUAGAACGAGAGGCGAGAAACAGAGAACGAUUGCUGAAAGAGGCACAACGUAUCGCAGGUCUUACUGCUGCGGUUGGUAGAAAGAGAAGCAGAGAUGAUGGUGAUGAAGGUCUUGCUGGGAAGGGUAGAAGGAAGAAAGGACGCAGAAGUGGUGUUAUUGAUGAAAAUGAGGAGGCGAGGCUUGCGCGAUUGGAGGCGGAAAGAGAGAACAAUAGAUGGAACUGAAUGCCCCUUCUAGAUAAUUACGGGGUUCGGGGCGAAAGCCUAUUUUGUGCAUUCAUGGGUGGCAUACCUACCUUUAUCGGUCCAACAUUAUAACAUGCCUGGUCUGAAAAAGACGUAAAGAAAAAGGCAUUGCACAUCACUUCACUUAGCAUAGAUGACGCAGUGCGAGCUUGUAGUCUGGUCUUCUGCGCGUGUGCAUAUCUUUGCAUUGUAUGGUAUUGGUGGUAGUAAUUGCCUAGGCACUUUAUGGAAUUGAAAGAAAUGUUCU